Messenger RNA from Haplochromis burtoni (Burton's mouthbrooder), 4718 nucleotides. RefSeq names its product ATP citrate lyase a (gene aclya). Gene Ontology annotation, molecular function: ATP citrate synthase activity. The record is from RefSeq and is a predicted model, not a curated record. Gene Ontology annotation, cellular component: cytosol. Gene Ontology annotation, biological process: citrate metabolic process; acetyl-CoA biosynthetic process; tricarboxylic acid cycle. NCBI's taxonomy places the organism in Eukaryota, Metazoa, Chordata, Actinopteri, Cichliformes, Cichlidae. The coding region runs from base 162 to 3440 and encodes 1092 amino acids. The transcript has 28 exons.
AGCAGAUAGGCGAUGGAGACAAAACUGACUGGGAACCUCGUUCUCCCGCACCAGUGGUCACCGCAGGCGGCAAGAGUGGAGCAACACUGCCGAGGAAAUUCACCCAUCAGACCAUAACAAACUUAUACAGCUGCUGACGACAUAAAAACAAAAAACAAGUCAUGUCAGCCAAAGCCAUUUCUGAGCAGACGGGAAAGGAGUUCCUCUACAAGUACAUCUGCACAUCAGCGGCCAUCCAGAACAGGUUCCGCUAUGCAAACGUGACACCUGAGACCAACUUUGACCGACUGGCUCAGGAGCACCCAUGGCUGCUCACAGAGAGACUGGUGGUGAAGCCGGACCAGCUCAUCAAGAGACGAGGCAAGCUGGGUCUGGUUGGCGUCAACCUGGACCUAAAUGGCGUCAAAGAGUGGCUCAAACCCCGCCUUAUGAAAGAAACCACAGUGGGAAAAGCCAAGGGUGUUCUCAAAAACUUCCUCAUUGAGCCAUUUGUCCCACAUAAGCAGGAGGAGGAAUUCUAUGUGUGCAUAUACGCCACUCGAGAAGGGGACUAUGUGCUGUUUCACCACGAGGGCGGGGUGGAUGUAGGAGAUGUCGACGCCAAGGCACAGAAGCUACUAAUUAAGGUGGAUGAAAAGAUCAGUGAAGACCUGGUGAAGAAAGACCUGCUGACUCAUGUCCCCAAUGACAAGAAAGUCAUCCUGGCCAGUUUCAUUGUUGGACUUUUCAACCUGUAUGAAGACCUGUUCUUCACAUAUCUGGAGAUCAACCCUCUGGUGGUCACAAAAGAUGGAGUUUAUGUGCUGGACAUGGCCGCUAAGAUCGACGCAACAGCUGAUUACAUCUGCAAGGCCAAGUGGGGAGAUGUGGAGUUUCCUCCACCGUUCGGCAGGGAGGCUUAUCCCGAGGAGGCCUAUAUUGCAGACCUUGAUGCUAAGAGUGGAGCCAGCCUCAAACUCACUCUCCUUAAUCCGCGAGGCAGAAUCUGGACCAUGGUGGCAGGCGGCGGUGCCUCAGUGGUGUACAGUGACACAAUCUGUGAUCUUGGUGGGGUUAACGAGCUGGCCAAUUAUGGAGAGUAUUCUGGAGCACCGAGUGAACAGCAGACCUAUGAUUAUGCCAAGACCAUCCUAUCUUUGAUGACGAGAGAAAAGCACUCUGAUGGGAAGGUUUUGAUCAUCGGAGGAAGCAUUGCAAACUUCACAAAUGUUGCAGCAACAUUUAAGGGAAUUGUUCGUGCUAUCAGAGAUUAUCAGGAGCCACUGAAGGAGCAUGAGGUCACUAUUUUUGUGCGGCGUGGAGGCCCCAACUACCAGGAAGGUCUAAGAGUGAUGGGAGAAGUUGGAAAGACCACUGGCAUCCCAAUUCAUGUCUUUGGCACAGAAACCCACAUGACUGCCAUUGUUGGCAUGGCGCUGGGCCACAGGCCAAUUGCCAACUUGCCUCCUAUUGCUGCCCACACUGCCAACUUCCUCCUCAACUCCAACAGCAGCACAUCGACGCCAGCGUCCAGCAGGACUGCUUCUUUCUCUGAAAACAAAGGCAAAGUUGAGAGUUCACCAGCAAAGAAGCCUAAAACUGGAGCCCCCGUUGGAAAGGCAACUACCCUCUUCACUAAACACACAAAGUCGAUAGUGUGGGGCAUGCAGACUCGUGCAGUACAGGGCAUGCUGGACUUUGACUAUAUCUGCUCCAGAGCUGAGCCAUCUGUCGCAGCUAUGGUCUACCCAUUCACUGGAGACCACAAACAGAAGUUCUACUGGGGACAUAAAGAGAUCCUCCUCCCUGUGUAUAAGAACAUGAGCGAUGCCAUGAAGAAGCAUCCAGAUGUAGAUGUGCUCAUCAACUUUGCCUCUUUGCGCUCAGCCUUUGAUAGCACCAUAGAGACCAUGCAGUACCCACAGAUUCGCACCAUUGCCAUCAUUGCUGAGGGAAUCCCUGAAGCCCACACUAGGAAGCUUAUCAAGACAGCAGAUGAGAAGGGUGUCACAAUCAUUGGACCAGCAACUGUUGGAGGAAUCAAGCCAGGCUGUUUCAAGAUUGGGAACACGGGAGGCAUGCUGGAUAACAUCCUCGCCUCCAAGCUGUAUCGCCCAGGAAGCGUGGCCUAUGUGUCCCGAUCAGGUGGCAUGUCCAAUGAACUUAACAAUAUAAUCUCCCGCACCACUGAUGGUGUAUUUGAAGGUGUGGCCAUCGGUGGGGAUAGAUACCCAGCCUCUGUGUUUACGGACCAUGUGCUGCGCUACCAAGACACUCCUGGAGUAAAGAUGAUUGUCGUACUGGGAGAGAUUGGUGGCACAGAAGAAUACAAGAUCUGCCAAGCUAUCAAACAGGGCAGAAUCACAAAGCCAGUUGUGUGCUGGUGUAUUGGCACCUGUGCCACUAUGUUCUCCUCAGAGGUUCAGUUUGGCCACGCAGGAGCUUGUGCCAACCAGGCCUCUGAGACAGCAGUAGCUAAGAACAAAGCUCUGAAGGAAGCUGGUGCAUUUGUCCCUAAAAGCUUUGAUGAGCUUGGGGAUAUCAUCAACUCUGUAUAUGAUGACCUAGUUGCGAAGGGAGUUAUUCAGCCAGCUGAAGAGUUGCCUCCUCCCACUGUACCAAUGGAUUACUCGUGGGCAAGAGAGCUCGGUCUGAUCCGUAAGCCAGCUUCUUUCAUGACCAGUAUCUGUGACGAGAGAGGUCAGGAGCUCAUUUAUGCUGGCAUGCCCAUCACUGAGGUCUUCAAGUCAGAAAUAGGUCUUGGAGGCACUCUGGGGCUGCUUUGGUUCCAGAGGAGGUUGCCGAGGUAUGCCUGCCAGUUCAUCGAAAUGUGUCUAAUGGUGACUGCGGAUCACGGCCCUGCUGUUUCUGGUGCACAUAACACUAUUGUAUGUGCCCGAGCUGGCAAAGACCUCAUCUCCAGCCUCACCUCAGGCCUUCUCACCAUUGGUGACCGUUUUGGAGGCGCUUUGGAUGCUGCAGCAAAGCAGUUCAGCAAAGCAUUUGAUAGCGGCAUGCUGCCCAUGGAAUUUGUGAACAAGAUGAAGAAGGAUGGCAAGCUGAUCAUGGGCAUUGGACACAGAGUCAAGUCGAUUAACAAUCCAGACAUGAGAGUCCAGAUCUUAAAGGACUUUGUGAAGCAGCACUUUCCUUCCACACAGCUGCUGGACUAUGCUCUGGAAGUAGAGAAAAUCACCACCUCUAAGAAACCCAACUUGAUCCUGAAUGUGGAUGGCUUCAUUGGUGUGGCUUUUGUGGACUUGCUCAGGACUUGUGGUGGAUUUACACGGGAUGAAGCAGAUGAGUUUGUGGAAAUUGGUGCUCUGAAUGGCAUCUUUGUCUUGGGUCGCAGUAUGGGAUUCAUUGGACACUACCUGGAUCAGAAGAGGCUGAAACAGGGUCUGUAUCGCCACCCUUGGGAUGACAUCUCCUAUGUACUCCCAGAGCACAUGUCUAUGUAAUCAGAGGGACUAAACCGUAUAGCAGCAGCUUUUGGUCCCUCACCCUGCCAUCAGUACCCCUGCACAUACUGUGACAUCAUCUCAAAUCAGUGCCAUAACAUAGGGAAGAUGUUACGAUUAAUAUAGCUGUAAAUGCAAAGUGGUGGGAAGAAUUUAGUUCUGGAAACCUGUCAGCGCUGCUCACAUGAUUAAUAUAUAACCUGCUAAACUGUGAACCUUCCGUCUUAAAAUGUGUUUUGGAGAGCAAUCGGAUGAGGUAUACAGUGGAGGAAGUAAACAGAAAGUUACUGAUGACUAGAGAAGUACUGUUGUUUACCCCCAAAUACUACAUCAAUAUAUUAAAGUAGCAUGUGUGUCUGUGCGACAGUGUUUCAUGUUUCUGUGCUGCUCUCUUCACUGUGCCAUUUACUACAAGAAGUGAACAUGUAGUGCAAUAAUUCCUAUAUAAUAUCAGAACAUACUGUACAUCAGAUCUGUAUUUGUGUACAUAUGAAUUAAUACUUAACUAACCAAAUGGUACAAGAAUGUUAUAAUUUGCAUUUUCUGUACUGCCUUUGACACAGUAGUAAUGAGUGAUGCUUGUAGUCUGCUUACUGUGGGUGAUGGGACCAUUUUUAUGAGUCAUUCCUAGCAGGUGCUGCCAUUUGCAGUGUGCAGGAAAUGUUCUCUCCCAGCUGGUACAAUAUGAGGGAGUAUUUUUUGAAAGCAUUAAAAUGGUCAGAUAAUGUUAUUAGUCAUAAGAACAACUAAUAUGUAAUUAGUGGGGGGUUUUGUUUUGUUUUUCCUCUUACCUGGUUAUUUAAGAGGCUGCCAUUGCAUAUGAUAAAUGAGACACAGUUAGUAACAAAAAGCUAAAUUAUUAAUAAAAAUAUCUUUGAGCCAGCACAAUUGGGGUUAAAUAAAAUGUAUUAUUUUUGUAUAAUUAAUGAGGUAUGGUUUUUAUUCAUUCUGAUUUUUAAUUCUUCUGAGAGCAGUUUUGAAGGUUGUUUCAUGUCUGGUGUGAAAAUCUUUUCAGAAUGACUGAACUUCUUUAGAAAAAAAAAAAAAAAACAAGGUCCAAAAGGGUAUCUAUAUGUGGCAGGCAUCGCCAGUGUUAUCCAUUAUGCAGUUGUGGUUAAAAAGUGUAUCAAAUCUGUGAGAAACCAGAAACGUGUUUUCAGUGUCUUCAUGUUUUAUGUUUUUUAUCUUUGAGUGCGAGCUAAGUGUUCCUGUGUACUGAUUUGUUGUAUGUUGAUAACGGUAUAAUUAAGUACAUUAAAAUGUAAUCAUUAAAAUGUA